AUAAGUAUUUUCUUCUUUUUUUUCACAAUGGUCUUAUUUUAAGUAAACAGGGAAUGGAAACCUGGUAAGACUACACUUUAAAAUUUAGAAACAUUUUAGAUUUUAGCCAUCAUUUGUACAUCAUAUUAAAGGAGAUAAUUGUGUCAUAUCUUAAAUCUGUAGUAUGAGAUUAUAAGAGAGAUUUGAUGUCUUUAUAGCUUCAAGUGAGCAAUUUGUUUCAUUGAAUAAUCAUUCCAUUUAACUUGGACAUGAUUAGUCAAGGGCUCCUGUUUACAACGUGACAGAAUGGCACUCCUCUGGAUAAGUAAGUCACCUCAUUUAGUUCACACAGCUAGCCACGUAUCUGUUGUUAGAAUGAAAGACAAUUGAUAAGGAGAGUCUAUUUGCUGCACUGGAACACUCUAAGGCAAUAAGAAACCAUUUAAAAUGAGCCACGUUUUUGUUGCAGCCUUCCUGUGAAUUACUGUUCUCAAAGUUGAACUCUGGAUUUAGAUUUUUUAAUUCUGACAAUGAAAUAUUCGUCUUUGUUUCACAGAUGGGCAAGUACACUAUAAAAAUAGAACAGUUAUUUCACAGGAAUUUUUGCCGUAUUUGGUAGAUGUUCAUUUGAAAUUGCUGGGAAUUUUUGGAUAAUUUUGGUGUGUAAUAAAUGAAUGAAUAAGAGAAUGAGUGAGCAAAUGCAUGUUAUUAAACUCCAAUGCAUGUGAGACAUUUUAAUAGGUACUUUCACAUAUGCUCUCUUUUUACAAACAAUCUGCACAAAAAUCCUGUUUCUUAUGUGCUGCGAUUCAGUGGCCUUCUCCCCUCUUUCAGAGGGUGGGGGAAUUAUCAAUGAGACCGAGUGAACAAAUUAGUUACUCGUGUAAAAAUCAAGAACUGAAGUCCAAGACACAGAUUUUAACACCAAAACUUGACAGAACAACUGAUAACCAAGAAGACCUAAGAUUUCCUUACUUUUAAUUUGAAUUUUACUGCUAAAUAAAUUCUUACAGGAGUCUCAGAGGGAAAUGAUUUGAAAUUGCUUUUUGAAGAGCAAAAAUGUAAAAGUGACAACCAUAAUGACUGUGGAAGUCAGCAUACUGCAUUGCCAUAUUGGAGCUGAGGACAAUAACUCUUUCCUAAAUCUUGCUCCUGAGAUGCCAAAAUUGAUUAUGAUCUGUGUACCAUCCUUUCUUCAACAUGAAUCUUGUACCAUACAACUAGGACCUUGGGGGUAGGUUGCUAGUUUGACCACUGAACACAACUUAGACUAACCUGGGAAGUGUCUCAGUGAUUGUACAGGUCGGGUUUGCUUGUGGGAAUCUCUGUAGAAUGGGUGUUAUUUUGAUUUCCUCUAUUGAUAUGGAAAAAUACUUGCCUGAAAGUUGGUGACAACUUUCCCUGGCAUGGGACCCUGUCCUGUUGAAAAGGAGAAAAACUAGCUGGGCACUUGGCACAUAUGUAUUUAUUCUCUCUCUAUUCUUGGAUCUGAUAUAACUAGCCUAGAGUUUCUGCCUUGACUUCCCCACAGGGGUACUCUACUUUGGAAUUAUAAUCCAAAUAAACUUCUUCUUCCUCAAAUUGCUUUUGUCAGGCAUUUUUUCAUAACAACAAAAUUGAAACUAGAACAGGCUGGAUGAGGAGACAGUGAUCUACCCAAGCUUUCCUGCUGCCCAGAUACUGGUAGUGGGAUGGCUGCCUUGCUCCCAAAUGGAUUAGUUACUGUACAUUCAUUUAUUGCCUAACCAUUCCAUCCUGUAGCAAGACACCUUGAGGAAAGGUUGAGCAAAUAUUUUACAUGAAACUCAAGUCAAAGGAAACUAGUCAUUAACUGUGACUGUUCCAGAGGCAUCUAGACUGGGAGCCAGAGAAGUAGCAAUAGACUCCUAUGUUAGUGACAACACUGAGAGCUCAAAGGCGUGAAGGCAUCAUGGGGGACAUCAGAGUUAGUGAGAGUUUUGUGAGACCUGACAAGAUCUUAAGGGAGAUGGCAUGUCCAUCCGAAGUAAGGACAUAGAAGUGCUUACAAAGGUUAUUAAAGGAGCCAUUAGAGGCUUGGAAUUAUUUGGCAAGUAUAAUUGGUUUGUUUCUUUCUGUUAACUUAUUGAAAGAAGUAUCAGGAAAUCAACAGGAUUUGUGGAGUAGAGAGGAUAAACCAGAUAAGGGUGAAAGAUGUUUACUAACACAUUUUCUCACUUAAACCUUCAAGAGACCCUGUAUUAUCAUUACCCUGUUAUAGAACAGAAAAUGGGAGUUUGAGAAAUUUAACUACAUUGAUAAUGUAUGUGGAGUUAAGAUACAAUUAUUAAUACUUAAGGAUAUAUUCUCUCCUACUGAUUAAUUUCUAAGCAAAUUUAUUUAAUUGAUUUGUAAUCUCUUUGAUAGCAAUGAGCUGAAUAAUUUUAGGAAAGUCCAUGGAAAAAAGACUUUGUUUAUAUCACUUGCUUAACUAAUUAUACGAAACCAUUUCUACUGAAGAUUUAAAUGCACUAAGUUCACUAGCAAAGAAGAGAAGGAAAAGGAAUCAAAAACAGAAGCCACAUGGUUAUUGGCAAUGACUAUUGAGUCUGAUUGGACCCUGAGCAUGUUUUCUGAAUCUCUUAGGUUUUCUGGCAAGAUCAAGUAUGUUCAGUGUGCUAUUGUAAUAGACUCUGUGAUACAUUUUUAUGGAAAUUGCAAGCAAGAAGCCCCCAGAAUAACAAUCUGAAAGUGAAUGAAACUGUGCACAAUUGUAGUUGGUGAUGAGCAUCAAGAAGAAUCGAUCACCAUCAAAUCCCUAUUUCCAUUCUCCCACUAAGCUGUACUUUGCUGUGUUAUCUCCCCCAAUCUGUUCUCGGUCCUCCCUGUAAUGGAGUGUCAUUUUACAGUCACUAGGAUGAGGUUUGCUAUUCUAUUCUUUAGCUGACAACUGUUUAAAUGGGAAGGUAUCGUUAUUGUUGUUGUCUGAAGUCAAGUUUAAGACUGACUUCAUAUCUAGGGCUUCCCCUUUUCUGCAUGAGAAUACCAUGCCCCAAACAGAAUAUGCUCGUCUGUCUGUGGAAUAUCAUGGACUACAGCAGCAAGUAAGCUGUUAAGGACAUUCAACACGAGAAAUGAAUGUAUGUGAUUGAAAGUCAUUAAAAUAUUUUGCUUAGUUGCUUCAUUUAGCUGAUUAGCAUACCAAUUUUGGUUUGGAAAGUUAUUUGUUUUUUCUACAAUAGAGAGUUUUCCCUUGGUAAGAUUGAGGAAUUGUAAUGGUAAAAAUAGGCUUAUGACAGAAUUUAGGACAGUGCUUUAUUGAUUUAAAGUUUGUCUAAAGAAAGAAGUCCACAUUUGUAAUAUCAGAGUAUGAGGUAUAAAUGUUCUUCUUAAUUAAUCCCAAACUACCAGUAAUGGUGUCACUGAAUGGGGAAUUAGGAAGAUACAUAUCAACCCUUUUGAGCAGGAUCUGGCUCCAGCACACUGUUGAAUUCAGAGUAGAGCAUAGAGCAGGCACCAUGCUACUGCCUAUAAAGUCAAGGACACCGUAGAAAUGUGCCUUUGCUGAAAACAAGUGACUUCAAAGAAAUGGAUGCUUAAGUUUUCUCUGGUUUUAAGUUUUCUGGGGCUAAAGAGAUGGCUCAGAGGUUUCCGGACUUACUGCUCUUCUAGAAGAUUCAAUUCCCAGCACCUGCAAAGUCAUUGAUAACUGUCUAUACCGUUUCAGGUGAUCCAACAUCCUUUUCUGUAUUCCUUGGGUAAUAGGUAUGGCACACAAGUGAGAUGCUGACAUACAUGCAACCAAACACUCAUGCACACAAAAUGAAAAAAAAAUGUUAUGGAAAUGAUCACAAAAAAGAAAGAUAACUAAGUAAUUACUCAAACCUUAUCCCAAAUCUCUGAUUAGGAUAAGUAAUAAAGAGUGUUUGACCCUGCUCACACUUAUUGAUAAUGUGAUUUUUUUUAUGAACAGGCGGCAAUAUUGAGAAAAAUGCUAGAUAAAUGUUUAAUAAGAUGCACUUGUAAUCUACUUUCUAUGCAAGAGGUAGCUAUCAGGAAGAACUGUAAAUUAUAUCAAUUAAAUGUCUAAAUAAGGUUAGUUAUUUUGAUAUUAAGAUGAACAUCUCACAUCCUGAUAUUCCUUAGAAAGAUUUCCUUCUAAACUUAUUGCAGAACACCCCAUUAAGUAUAUUCCUAAAUUAGUAGUCUUCAGUUCAAUAAUAUAGUGUGCACCUAUCUUAACGUGGCAUUGCCUCAUUUUGUAGCGACAGUGGUUACUGACUGUAACUAGGCACUGCAUUGUCAUGGACACAGGCCCCCACAUUCUCUCAUGCCUUCGAUUUACUCCAGAUCUAUUAUUGAAAGGCAAGAUUAUCAAGUGUCUCUAAAUAUAUGACAUAUAAACAGAAAUACAUGUGUGUGUUUAUCGAGCGAAAUGUGUAGUUAAAUGAUUUUUUUCUCAAUGCAAGCAUAAAAGGGGAGAGAAGUGAAAUUCAUAGUUUGCUUUAUAUCUUGUCAUCUGCCUUUAUCAAUCUGAAGCAGUACAAAGUACAAAACGGGAAGUAGCUUGACUGCAACAGCCCUUCAUGCUGCCCUAGAAUAGGAGGUCAGGCUUAACUUGGCAAAUUCAUCAGGGAAGGACUGUGUUGGAUAUUAUUGGAUCCUCACAAUAUAGAGCAUACAAUAUUUUGGGGUGUUUGAAAUCCAAAUUAUAGGCUAAUGAAUAAGAGGAAUAUUGUACAACAUUUUUAGAAUCCAUUAUCUCUUGGAAAAUGCAGCCACAACUGCAGACACUCUGGAGGUGGAAGUGCUCAUACACUCACCCAGUUUACAGUGACACAGAAAGAAAUGCUAAGGCAUAUACCUCAUUGGUUAACGUAGCCUUAAGACUUCAGAAAAUGUCUCAUACCAGUGUUUUCUUAAAAUAUGACUUAGUAUACCUAACAGUGACAUACACACACUUCUCUGUAGCUCCACUCCCCAUACCCAUGAAUACCAAAGCCUAAGCUAUGGCUGCCCUCUUCAGUUAGAACCAGGUUUAACUCCUGGCACAUCCCCUGCGGACUUUUCUUUAUAGUUGAUUCCAUACUGACUUCUUUGUAACAGUGUCUCCAGUUCUUAGACAGAACCCUGAUUCUCCUUAUUGGGACCAGAGGGUGAUUACCAGUGAGCUUUUCUUGACAUCUUUCUUGCCUAAGGAAUGAGAGUGCCAUACUGAGCAGGAAUAAUGUUUUUUUGGUUGCUGUUGUUAAUAUCCUAAGAAUUCUAUGGAGUUUAGUGUACACUAACUUCAGAGUGGAGCAUGUUUUAUUUUAAAUAAGGAAUGGUAAACGAGCGAAUAUAAGAUAUUACAUCUGGCCUAGUAACUUCUUGGUUUUUUUAUUUUUCUUUUCUUUUGUUUUUUCUGGAACCUUGUAUAUCUGCAAAUCUAGAGAUGUUCCUGAGGUCAUCAGCAAAGCUGUUUUUUAAACUAUCAGUUAUGAGUUAUCUGUGAACCUACUUUUCAUGCCUUACUGAGAUUCCAUGGCGUGAGCAAGUGAUAGACCAAUCUCUAAGGCCCAACAGAAGGUUUGCAAACAGAGAGCAGGGACACUGGCCUGCUCUGAGUCUUUGCCCAGGAGUAAAAGGCCAGCUGCUCAUUUCGUUCCCCAGCUCUCUCUAGGUGUUAUGGUGCAUAUCAGACAAAGAAGGCACUCAGACCAUUUAAGUGAUUCAGAGACAGCCACACACAGCCUCGGAGCCUUCUUACUCCAAACCGGAUGUCUCUUUGCUCUUUCCAUCCACCAUCUGUGAGGAAUGGCGGCCAGGUGGCACUCAGAGUGCUAAGUUUACCAGCUCCCUGGCCCUUACACUUUUUCUCACUUUCUAAAAACCGUCACUAAGCUGUUUCGCAGCUGUGUAAGCUGCUUGCUAACUUAAAUAAAAAUCUUUUUGCGUUUCUUACAGACUCGGUUAUAAAAACAAAAGCAAGACAGUCAAAACAGAAAGCAUAUACUGAUCUUAUCAGUCAUACUUCUAGAACAGUAUAGAUACUUCUGUGGCUUCUGGGAGCCUCUAAAGCACCUCCUAGGUCAAGAGGGCAGGAAGAGAGGAGGAGCAGAAUGUCCUUCCCUUUUGAAUUUGAAAAAAAAAAAGUCAUUAGCAGAUAAAGGCUGGUUUUGAGACCCCCUUUUACAUCCUAUAGAGCAAGUAGACUCGCUGACCCGGAAAGCAUUAAUCUUUGGGAGCCUAAUACUACAUCAAAUCUCUUUGUUGGCUACUUUCCCCUCCCCCUUCUAGGUCUUCUAUGGGGGUUGGGAAGACAGUCGUCCCUCCACUAUUGGGCGCUGUCCGCCUCUUGCCAGGAACUCAGCAGCUGAGAAUGUCCACGCUGAGGCAGCAGUAGUAACAGGGUCCUGUAUGUUCUCGGGGUCACGUCGCUUGGGAAUGGCCCACCCGCCUAAGGCAGGGACUUCUUGGUGGCACCCGGAGCGCCACCAGGCUGGCGAGUGGCGUGCACCGCUCUCUCCCUUACCCCGCCCCUCCCUCCCACUCCUCUGGGCCAGCGCUCCCCACGGUGACUCUGAAUUGCAGCAGCAAGCCACUGGCUUCUUACCAAAUUGGGAACUGCAUUGUGGCUUUUUUCUUUCUUUCUUUCUUCUUUUUUAAAAUUUCCUUCAGAGGGAAUAAUCUCAUCCCCCUUCAGCUGGUUGACGAUCUAGUGUGACUGGGGCGAGUAGGCGGGCACAUCCUUUUACAUGCUAAUAUUGCCCCACCUCCUUUGAACCCUCCUCAAAAGCGCCCUGCUUCCUUUUAUUUUGAUUGAUUUAUUUAUAAUUAUUUUUAUUUUACCUCCUUCAAUUUCCGUAUAGUGGGGAACCCUUCUUCGCUCUCUGUCCCUUCCCCCACCCCUCGUUCUCUUGGGAAGACAGACCCCGAGACGCACUGUACUUGCCGGCAGCAGUGCUUGCACCUAGGCUCGGGGAUGGCUGCACCAGGCGCAGGGGGCAGCGAUCACAGCUGCCGCUCGGUCUAGGCUGUCUAGGCAGGCUGUCGCUCCGAGCACUGGGUGAGCACCGAGUUCGGUUCCCCCAGCAAGCUGCCACUGCCGCAGCCCAAAAGGAAUGUCCCCUGUUCUUAAGGACCCUGACUGUUUUACACCAAUGAUUUGCCACUGCAAAGUUGCUUGCACCAACAACACUUUGUCGUUGAUGUUUGGAUGCAAGAAGUAUCGAUACCAAGAUGAGGACGGUCCACAUGAUCAUUCCUUACCUCGGCUAACUCAUGAAGUAAGAGGUCCAGAACUGGUGCAUGUGUCGGAAAAGAACCUCUCUCAAAUAGAAAAUGUCCACGGAUAUGUCUUACAGUCUCACAUUUCUCCUCUGAAGGCUAGCCCUGCUCCUAUAAUUGUCAACACAGACACUUUGGACACUAUUCCUUAUGUCAAUGGAACAGAAAUUGAAUAUGAAUUUGAAGAAAUUACAUUGGAGAGGGGAAAUUCAGGUCUGGGAUUCAGUAUUGCUGGAGGGACAGAUAAUCCUCACAUUGGAGAUGACCCUGGCAUAUUUAUUACGAAGAUUAUUCCAGGAGGUGCUGCAGCAGAGGAUGGCAGACUCAGGGUCAACGAUUGUAUCUUGCGGGUGAAUGAAGUUGAUGUGUCGGAGGUUUCCCACAGUAAAGCAGUGGAGGCCCUCAAGGAAGCAGGCUCUAUUGUUCGACUGUAUGUACGUAGAAGACGACCCAUCCUGGAGACUGUUGUGGAAAUCAAACUUUUCAAAGGGCCAAAAGGUUUAGGCUUCAGUAUUGCUGGAGGGGUGGGGAACCAACACAUUCCCGGAGACAACAGCAUUUAUGUAACGAAAAUUAUAGAUGGUGGAGCUGCACAGAAAGAUGGAAGGUUGCAAGUAGGAGACAGACUGCUAAUGGUAAAUAACUAUAGUUUAGAAGAAGUUACACAUGAAGAGGCUGUAGCGAUAUUGAAAAAUACAUCUGAUGUUGUUUAUCUAAAAGUUGGCAAACCCACAACCAUUUAUAUGACUGAUCCUUAUGGGCCACCGGAUAUUACUCACUCUUAUUCUCCACCAAUGGAAAAUCAUCUACUGUCUGGUAACAAUGGCACGUUAGAAUACAAAACAUCCCUGCCGCCCAUCUCUCCAGGAAGGUACUCACCAAUUCCAAAGCACAUGCUGGUUGAAGAUGACUACACAAGGCCUCCGGAACCUGUUUACAGCACUGUGAAUAAACUGUGUGAUAAACCUGCUUCUCCCAGGCACUAUUCCCCUGUUGAGUGUGACAAAAGCUUCCUUCUCUCAACUCCUUACCCCCACUACCACCUAGGCCUGCUCCCUGACUCUGACAUGACCAGUCAUUCUCAGCACAGUACUGCAACUCGUCAGCCCUCAGUGACUCUCCAACGGGCCAUCUCCCUGGAAGGGGAGCCCCGAAAGGUGGUCCUUCACAAAGGCUCCACUGGCCUGGGCUUCAACAUUGUGGGUGGAGAAGACGGAGAAGGUAUUUUUGUAUCCUUCAUUCUGGCCGGUGGACCAGCAGACCUGAGUGGGGAGCUCCAGAGAGGAGACCAGAUCUUAUCGGUGAAUGGUAUCGAUCUCCGAGGAGCAUCUCAUGAACAGGCAGCUGCAGCACUGAAGGGGGCGGGGCAGACAGUGACAAUCAUAGCACAAUAUCAACCUGAAGAUUACGCUCGAUUCGAGGCCAAAAUCCAUGACCUACGAGAGCAGAUGAUGAACCACAGCAUGAGUUCCGGGUCCGGGUCCCUUCGAACCAAUCAGAAACGCUCCCUGUAUGUCAGAGCCAUGUUUGACUAUGACAAGAGCAAGGACAGUGGACUGCCUAGCCAAGGACUUAGUUUUAAAUAUGGAGACAUCCUUCAUGUCAUCAAUGCCUCUGAUGAUGAGUGGUGGCAAGCCAGAAGGGUCAUACUAGAUGGGGACAGCGAGGAGAUGGGAGUCAUUCCCAGCAAACGGAGGGUGGAAAGAAAGGAGCGUGCCCGAUUGAAGACAGUGAAGUUCAAUGCAAAACCUGGUGUGAUUGAUUCCAAAGGGUCAUUCAAUGACAAGCGUAAAAAGAGCUUCAUCUUUUCACGAAAAUUCCCAUUCUACAAGAACAAGGAGCAGAGUGAGCAGGAAACCAGUGAUCCUGAACAACACGUCUCUUCUAAUGCCAGCGAUAGCGAAAGUAGCUGCCGAGGACAAGAAGAUCUCAUUCUUUCCUAUGAACCUGUCACGAGGCAGGAAAUAAACUACACCCGACCAGUGAUUAUCCUGGGCCCCAUGAAGGAUCGAAUCAAUGAUGACUUGAUAUCUGAAUUUCCUGAUAAAUUUGGCUCCUGUGUGCCUCAUACUACGAGGCCAAAGCGUGACUACGAAGUCGACGGCAGAGACUAUCACUUUGUCAUUUCUAGAGAACAAAUGGAGAAAGAUAUCCAAGAGCACAAAUUUAUAGAAGCCGGCCAGUACAAUGACAAUUUAUAUGGAACCAGUGUGCAGUCUGUGAGAUUUGUAGCAGAAAGGGGCAAACACUGUAUACUUGAUGUAUCGGGAAAUGCUAUUAAGCGGUUACAAGUUGCCCAGCUCUAUCCCAUUGCUAUCUUCAUAAAGCCCAAGUCUCUGGAACCUCUGAUGGAGAUGAAUAAGCGUCUAACGGAGGAACAAGCCAAGAAAACCUAUGACCGGGCAAUUAAGCUAGAACAAGAAUUUGGAGAAUAUUUUACAGCUAUUGUCCAAGGAGAUACCUUAGAAGAUAUUUACAACCAAUGCAAGCUUGUUAUUGAAGAGCAGUCUGGACCUUUCAUCUGGAUUCCCUCAAAGGAGAAGUUAUAAAUUAGCUACUGCACCUCUGACAACGACAGAAGAGCAUUUAGAAGAACAAAAUAUAUAUAAUAUAACACUUGGAGGCUUUUAUGUUUUUGUUGCAUUUAUGUUUUUGCAGUCAAUGUGAAUCCUUAUGAAUGUACAACACAAACUGUGUGAAGCCAUGAAGGAAACAGAGGGGCCGAAGGGUGGGACGGAAGAGACAUAGCAGUAUGCAGGAAGGCUUGGGUUUGCUCAAAGUGCCAGGUGUAGGGAUGAACCUCUGAUGGGCUCUCUGCCCUAGAGACGGGCAGCCUUCUCACCCCAGCAGAUGUCCAGAGCUGAUUUAGCUGCUGAGCUCUCUGUGUUUGCUUUAAGAAAAGUUGCCAGCACUCGAACCUCACCAAUCUACCCUUUACCAACCUCUGUAAUUGGUACACUUUGAAUUUUAUAACUAUGCACAUCCUUUGAUUUCUUAACAAGCAAAGGAAAUAGGGAAAACAGAAAGGAGUCCCUUUGGAGAUGACAUACCAUCAGGGGAGGAUGAUUACUUAGUUUCCUUGGCUGGCAUGUGCAAAGACCAGCGUGCCGUGUGUGGAGGACUAACGUUACUGAAGGGGGUUCCACCUGGCCUAGCUUUAGGACUAUCAAUUGUCUAUUUUGCCAUUUAUAAGCUGAAAGAAGGCACUAAAGAUGAGAAUAAUUUAUACAAUAAAUAUAUUAAAUGUAUAGAAAUGAAUUUCUAUAGGUUAAAAAGUUUUGUGAAAUAUUUUGUAAAGACUAACAGAAACAUUGAAAGACUGAAUGUCCGCACUCUCAGCAGGUGAUCAAAUUUAAGACUUUGAGGCUGCACUCUCCCUUUUGUCGCCAAUGAUCCAUUCAGAGCAUCUGAGUUCCCUCCAGGUCUGACAAAGACUUCCCCUUCACCCCUCUCCCCACGGCCAUGCACACUAGCACACUAGCGAUACACUCUUAUGGAACUUGCUCCUUAGUAAGUUGCCCUCAUGAAUAUUUUUGGACGAGAUUUUUGUUACAAUUCUUUAAGCCCAUGGCUUUUCAGAGACAAACUCAUGCAAAUAAUCGAAAGGGAAAGAUUGCUUUCCUCUAGUUAAGUAGCCUGAGCCAACCACGCAGAUAGUCAAAUAACUUUGUUCCUAGCUACUUGUAUACAGUUCAAGAACUAUUCAGUAUUCUGGCAAACCAUAAGUCAUUAGAAUUAUCUUUUCUUUGUUUCACAGAGCAAUUGAAGUGUUUUGUAACAGUCCAAGUUGGCAUUACAGGGGAAGAUCUGUCCUGAGAUGCACUAUUUCUCUAAGGAAGAGAAAAAAGAGAAGUUAUCUAGUUGGGAGUGAUGAGGGACGCACUUUGUUUCAGUAUAUAGGGCAAAGAGAACCACAAGAAAAGGACAAUUUAUGGCUUUGAGCUCAACCAAUUGAAUUGCCUUCCUUAGGGCUGCACCUGGACCAAGUUUAUUUUUCUAACAAUUAUACUAAUAAUGAUUUUAAAAGAGAAACCUCCCAGAGCCUAUAAGCUGAAACACAAGAGUUAGCUUCCCACUUUAGCGCUGAUGCUGUCGUCAGCCCUGGUUCUGCCCAAGGUGUUUUGAGAGAGACUUUUUAGUGUUAUUAAUAACCACUCAUGUCUGGGUUCUAUGCAUGCCCGGAUUAAGCCCCAUCGCCUUAUUUCUGGGGUACAUCAAGACCUGGCAGGGAUCCUGCCACACUGUGCAGUCAACCAGCACAUAGGCUGGAGUACAAGAACAAAAGACAGAGCCAUCAGAGUGAUGGGGCUUCUUCUAAGUUAGAACAUCAGAGCUUAAAACUGAGAGUCUCUUUCCAAAAUCAAGGGUCAUUCAUCUUUUACGAAAUACCAUCGUCUGCCCAGUUGCAGUCACCAAAACAAACAUUUAAUUGCAAAAAGUAAGCAUCUACCUAGAGUCUUGAGGCUGCCUUUGCCAAACGAAGAGGUACCAAGCAGCCACGUGUAUCUUUUUCCCUCAGUUUUCUAGAGAUAGCCUUAGAGGGCUCAAAAACGCUAAAAGAUGUGUCCACGUCUGCAACUCACCAGUUUCAGGUCACGGCCAACUUCCAUCAAUAUAGCUCUCAGAAGUUUUCUGCCACUAGAAUGCCAUUCCUGAUCCCAGCUCUCUUUAUAGGCCACCAUGAUAACUUCUUUGGUUUCUCCACUGAGCAUGCAACCAUUUACCUUAGAGGACUGUCAUUAAUGAGUAGAUGUUUUCUCUAGUUGUGUGACGUGCUUUCCAUUUGAUAGUAUUGCUGUGGCUGAGUACAAUCAAAUUGAACCACAAACCACUGGUUUUGUAGUAAUACAAUUAUUUAUUUUCCCAGUAUAGAUGCUUCCGGAUUAGCAUUAGCACUGAUUUUUUAUGUAGAUUUAUAUAAAUAUAAAUACAUAUAUAUUUGCUUGAUGAAUCACCAAGCACCUUGGUGAGAGGGUCUUUUCCUAUAGAAUUCACUCAUCCAUUUUGUUGUGUCGUCCUGCUCUUCCCAAUGUUGAGGUCUCUAUGGCUCCAAAGAACUGGUGUAUUUUGCAGCAAAUCCAAUGACAUAUAGGGAAAUGGCAUGAAAGUCACCCAGAUCACAUCUGGUGCAAAUGCACCUGGAGCCUUGGGCCAGAUUGGUGCUAACACUGCAAACUUUGUCCGGAGCUCUCUCCAAUCUGAAGGCUCGCUGGGGGCACAGUGUCACCUUCACAUGCUGGGCCCUUUCGGAAAAGUGCCAGAUCGUGUCACUGGUGCUAUUUUUCAUGCUCUGGUACAAUGUGUAGCACCAUGGGGGUCUCAGCUUUACCAAAACCGAAAUCCCACCUGUCAGCCAAUUAUUGCUGAGGCAUUUGCAUAUUGCUCUUUUCCAUGAGAUAGGAUGGCCUAUUCUUUGAAGGCCCUUUCUCCCAGACCCAAAUUCAGGGGUUGGCUCUAUCCACUUUGCAAACCCAUCUAGAUGAAGCUACACUCGGGUGCCUCUGUGAGCUGUCUUAGACCCUACUGCCAGCCCUUCAGGACAGAGUCAACGGAUGCUCUGUACACCUCUGGUUCUCAUCUCUUUCUCCUCCUCAGUUUUCCUCCUCAUCUCCUCUCAUCAUCUGCCAUUUUGACCUUCUCUUUUUAUCCUUCCUGGGUUGUUGAACUUGCCCCUCCCUCUCUUUCCUCUGUCUGUCUUUUUCUGUCCCUCUCUCCUUUCUCCAUCUCCUGUUCCCCUUACUCCUCCUCCUCCCAGACAUGCCCUCCCUCCCUCCUCUCUCAUCUCACACAGUUCUGGUCAUCAGUACAUCCGGCUCCUUAGUUUUCCUGUCCUAUAAAGGGCACACGGCUGAUUCAGACAGCAAGUCCACACAGUGGACUAAUGACAUAAAUACUUGGGGUCACCAUUUAUUUACUCAGCCCAGAAAACAAAGCUGAGUGUGAGGCCCUCACCUGGAGCCAGUCUGCACCACUGCCCCAGCAGUGCUGAUGCAGGAGCUGUGGGCCCCGGCACCUAACUCACUCCCAGCACCGCCCAGGCUGAGGAUGCUUCCUUUCCACAGAGGCAAACUCUGGCCCCAACAACUAUUCUAAUGAACCUCAUUGAAGCCAUGACACCGCCCUGGUUUGGAGAGAGAUUUUUCCCUCUAUAUUCUUUUUCCCGUUUCCAUGUGAAGCCCCUCUGCUUUUCAGCUGGCGAUUGCUCUGGUGAGACUGAAUGGACUUGCUAGCGAAAUGACAUCUUUUUUUUUUUUCCUGUCUUGGUCCUGCCUAAAAUUCCUACAAAAGAAAAAAAAAGCAUUUAAGUCAAGGACUAAGGCUAAAUUUAUUAUACUAAUGAGUCACUCCUGGGGAGACAUCAGUUCCCUUAAAGCAUGUGGAGUACCUCCUGUGACAACUGAUUUUCCAGGAAACUCCAUAGAGAAUUCUGUGGAUAUGCAUUAAUUAUUUAAGGGUAUGGUAUACGUGGUAUGCAUACCACGUAUACACAUUACCUGAGGUAAGAUUCAAUGUGGUUGGAAACACAUACACACUUCAGUCUGUAAAUAUUCUUCCUCACUGAAACCUGUGCUUCAGAAACCAUUUCUCGUACAGCUGUGCAGUUUAUUGUAGCAGCUGGAGACAAGCUAAGGCAGGCAGUGAAUUUAGACUAAGAUCAGCUGAAAGAGUAGUUUCUCCCUUGCAGCUCACAAGGACAGACAGCUAAGUGGCGAGGUUGACUCCCAAUGGGAUGGCGAACUUUUCUUCUUUUCAAAUUUGUGUUUCCUAAGUGUAUCUUAACUUCUGAGUGCACCAGGUUGUACCCAUUAGAUCCUUUUACUAUGACAAUUUUGUGCUUCUCUCUGACAGGAUGCUUCUCCAUCAAGCUGUAAUGCAGGAUGGGAGGGGAGGGAAGGAGGGAGGGGGAAUUACUCCUUGCCUGGCUGGAGUUUACAGAGACACUGCACAGCUUACACUCCUGUUAAGUGUAAAUAUUCAACACUUCCAUUCCAUUUGUGUAAAAAAUAAAGCACACACGAUUAUAAAAUCAAGAUGUAUAUUUCAUA
This is a messenger RNA of Rattus norvegicus (Norway rat), 14252 nucleotides long. The record is from RefSeq and is a predicted model, not a curated record. NCBI's taxonomy places the organism in Eukaryota, Metazoa, Chordata, Mammalia, Rodentia, Muridae.